Molecule: messenger RNA, 3240 nt
Organism: Knipowitschia caucasica
Lineage: Eukaryota; Metazoa; Chordata; Actinopteri; Gobiiformes; Gobiidae
Source: the annotation of a GenBank genome assembly
AUGUGGGGACCGUCUGUAACCAUGUGGGGACCGUGUAGAACCAUGUGGGUUUGUGUGGAACCAUGUGGGGACCGUGUAGAACCAUGUGGGGACCAUACGGAACCAUGUGGGGACCGUGUGGAAUCAUGUGGGGACCGUGUAGAACCAUGUGGGGACCGUAUGGAACCAUGUGGGGACCGUGUGGAACCAUGUGGGGACCGUGUGGGGACCAUGUGGAGACCAUGUUUUGUUCGUCGUUUACCACUGAAUAUUCAUUUUGAGUUUGAAGAGGUGGGUGGGGGUCUCUACAAUACGGUGGGGGUCAAUACAUCAGGGUGGGGGUCUCUACAAUACGGUGGGGGUCAAUACAUCAGGGUGGGGUUCUCUACAUCAGGGUGGGGGUCUGUAGAUCAGGGCGGGUCUCUACAACAGGUUGGGGUGUCUCUACAUCAGGGUGGGGGUGUCUACAUCAGGGGGGGUCUCUACAUCAGGGUGGGGGUGUCUACAUCAGGGGGGGUCUCUACAUCAGGGUGGGGGUCUCUACAUCAGGGUGGGGGUGUCUACAUCAGGGGUGGGGGUCUCUACAUCAGGGUGGGGGUGUCUACAUCAGGGUGGGGUCUCUACAUCAGGGUGGGGGUGUCUACAUCAGGGUGGGGUCUCUACAUCAGGGUGGGGGUGUCUACAUCAGGGGGGGUCUCUACAUCAGGGUGGGGGUGUCUACAUCAGGGGGGGUCUCUACAUCAGGGUGGGGGUGUCUACAUCAGGGUGGGGUCUCUACAUCAGGGUGGGGGUGUCUACAUCAGGGUGGGGUGUCUACAUCAGGGUGGGGUCUCUACAUCAGGGUGGGGGUGUCUACAUCAGGGUGGGGUCUCUACAUCAGGGUGGGGGUGUCUACAUCAGGGUGGGGUGUCUACAUCAGGGUGGGGUCUCUACAUCAGGGUGGGGGUGUCUACAUCAGGGUGGGGUCUCUACAUCAGGGUGGGGGUGUCUACAUCAGGGUGGGGUGUCUACAUCAGGGUGGGGUCUCUACAUCAGGGUGGGGGUCUCUACAUCAGGGUGGGGUCUCUACAUCAGGGUGGGGGUCUCUACAUCAGGGUAGGGGUCUCUACAUCAGGGUGGGGGUGUCUACAUCAGGGGGGGUCUCUACAUCAGGGUGGGGGUGUCUACAUCAGGGGGGGUCUCUACAUCAGGGUGGGGGUCUCUACAUCAGGGUGGGGGUGUCUACAUCAGGGUAGGGGUCUCUACAUCAGGGGUGGGGGUCUCUACAUCAGGGUGGGGGUGUCUACAUCAGGGUGGGGUCUCUACAUCAGGGUGGGGGUGUCUACAUCAGGGUGGGGUCUCUACAUCAGGGUGGGGGUGUCUACAUCAGGGGGGGUCUCUACAUCAGGGUGGGGGUGUCUACAUCAGGGGGGGUCUCUACAUCAGGGUGGGGGUGUCUACAUCAGGGUGGGGGUCUCUACAUCAGGGUGGGGGUGUCUACAUCAGGGUGGGGUGUCUACAUCAGGGUGGGGUCUCUACAUCAGGGUGGGGGUCUCUACAUCAGGGUGGGGUCUCUACAUCAGGGUGGGGUCUCUACAUCAGGGUGGGGGUCUCUACAUCAGGGGGGGUCUCUACAUCAGGGUAGGGGUCUCUACAUCAGGGUGGGGGUGUCUACAUCAGGGUAGGGGUCUCUACAUCAGGGUGGGGGUGUCUACAUCAGGGGGGGUCUCUACAUCAGGGUGGGGGUGUCUACAUCAGGGUGGGGUCUCUACAUCAGGGUGGGGGUGUCUACAUCAGGGUGGGGUGUCUACAUCAGGGUGGGGUCUCUACAUCAGGGUGGGGGUCUCUACAUCAGGGUGGGGUCUCUACAUCAGGGUGGGGUCUCUACAUCAGGGUGGGGGUGUCUACAUCAGGGUGGGGUCUCUACAUCAGGGUGGGGGUGUCUACAUCAGGGUGGGGUGUUCACAUCAGGGUGGGGUCUCUACAUCAGGGUGGGGUGUCUACAUCAGGGUGGGGUCUCUACAUCAGGGUGGGGGUGUCUACAUCAGGGUGGGGGUCUACAUCAGGGUGGGUCUCUACAUCAGGGUGGGGGUCUCUACAUCAGGGUGGGGUCUCUACAUCAGGGUGGGGGUCUCUACAUCAGGGUGGGGUCUCUACAUCAGGGUGGGGGUGUCUACAUCAGGGGGGGUCUCUACAUCAGGGUGGGGGUGUCUACAUCAGGGUGGGGGUCUCUACAUCAGGGGUGGGGGUCUCUACAUCAGGGGGGGUCUCUACAUCAGGGUAGGGGUCUCUACAUCAGGGGGUGUCUCUACAUCAGGGUGGGGGUCUCUACAUCAGGGUAGGGGUCUCUACAUCAGGGUGGGGUCUCUACAUCAGGGUGGGGGUCUCUACAUCAGGGUGGGGGUGUCUACAUCAGGGUGGGGUCUCUACAUCAGGGUGGGGGUGUCUACAUCAGGGUGGGGUCUCUACAUCAGGGUGGGGGUGUCUACAUCAGGGUGGGGUCUCUACAUCAGGGUGGGGGUGUCUACAUCAGGGUGGGGGUGUCUACAUCAGGGUGGGGUGUCUACACAGGGUGGGGGUCUCUACAUCAGGGUGGGGUCUCUACAUCAGGGUGGGGGUGUCUACAUCAGGGUGGGGGUGUCUACAUCAGGGUGGGGUCUCUACAUCAGGGUGGGGGUCUCUACAUCAGGGUGGGGGGGUCUCUUCUACACCUCACAUCAGCAGUGCUUAAAAGAUGAUUUAUGUGCCGUGGCCGUGGCCGCGGUUGCGCCGGUGCCGGUCGGAGGUCUUUGGGGACGGCGGGCGCUGGUUUGUAAAGUGCCGCGGGCUCGUUUGGGAGAGGCUCAGGCCGCGGCACAUCACUGGACCAGGCAAACGUGUGUCCAGAGAGCUGUUACAGCACUUUGUUUACUCUGCACUGAGUUAUGGACACGCACCAGGAGGCGUCAGGAGGCGAGCCAGGGGAGAAGGAGGCGCAGCCAGAGGAGAAGGAGGUGCAGAGGAGAAGGAGGUGAGCCAGGGGAGAAGGAGGCGCAGUCAAAGGAGAAGGCGGUGCAGAGGAGAAGGAGGUGCAGUCAGAGGAGCAGGAGGUGCAAAGGAGAAGGAAGUAAGCCAGGAGAGAAGGAGGCGCAGACAGAGAAGGAGGCGCAGCCAGAGAAGGAGGCACAGUGGCUGGAGGUGCAGCGGAGAAGGAGGAGCAGGAAGUGCAGAAGAACAGGAGCCGAGCCAAAGGAGAAGGAGGGGCAACCAGAGGAGAAAGAGGAGAAGGAGGCGCAGUCCUGA